UUGGUACGUUGGCUAUGCGUGUUUUCAGCGGUUGAGUUUAAAAUUUUCUCAAAUUCAAAACAAGUGACAUUGCAUACGUUUCGGUUGCGGUAAGAAGUUCUGUUAUUUCAGAGACGGAUUGCAGUCCAUUAUUAGGGUAUUACGUCCAUUGAGUCUAUUGCUUUCCUAAGUGAAAUACAUAAGUUUGUGUAUGUGAGCCGUAUGAAUUAAUUUUUUGACGAAUUUGUAUAUAGCAUUCCAUUUAUAUAGACCAUGGAUCCAUUCAUACAGCGAAUGAUGGCUAGAUCCAGAGCUCGUCGAGAAAAGUGCUUUAAAGAAAUGCCGAAUGACGAGCUAAAGUCCAUGGAUCAACGCAAUCCUUUGCAAGAAUACAACCAGAUACAACGAAUAAAAGGGACCACAGAAGUUGACGUGGGUGUGGCAAAACCUGGUACAGGAUCCAUUGCCAGCAGUGUUGUUGUAACACCAACCAGAGUUGAGUCUGUCAAUGCACAUUCUGACGAAGAUGAAGACGAUGCACCCAAAGAGAAUAUAAACAUAGAGAUUUCUGAAACAAAGCCAGAAUCUACCAGUGCUAUUAGAGACAGUGCUCGUUCUAGACUUCACAGGCUUGGAGCCUUGUAUGCAGAUUCAGAGCUCUCAUCUCCAAUCCAUAAAACAGAGGAAAGUUUCAGUGCAGAACAAGAUGAAAGAGAAGUACCAGACCAAAAACAAAAGAAAUCAGGGGUACGGCUAGCCAGGUUUGCUAUGCUUGCUGACACCAUCAAACAGUGGGAAGAUGAUCUUCGCCAUCCUACUGCUGCUAUUUCGCCUGAUAAUCAAAUUUCAUAUGAAGGGAAAACUGUUAAUGAUGUUGACCACGGUACCAAUACUGAAGACACACAGAAUUUCAAAAUAUUAAGCAAACCGAAUCCAGACCAACAGUGUUUGAAAAACACAUGGGAAGGGACCAAAACAAAGGAAUUUGUGUUAGAUGAGGGCGUCAUUGCAACACUUGAAACACUAGGAUUCUCACGCACCCAGUCUAAAUCUAGAUUAGUGUAUGAUUACUCAAAACAUUCUUCACCGAGUAAUGGGAAUGAUGUUAAGAUGUACAACACUGUUGCUCCAGAUUCAAAGAAAAUUGAAAACAAACUGACAAGAAUAGAAGAAAAUGCCACUAUUACACAGCUGGGUUCAGGGACAUUGGUGCCAGUACAGAGUUCUCAAAAUCUGGUGAAGGGAAUGAAGAGUCUUCACAGCAACUCAAGCAACAAGUUAAUCACUUCUCCAGAAAAAAGAAAUUUCAAAUCGAACGGAAGUCCAUGUGUACCAGGUGUACCACAGAUGGGUCUUCGUGUCGGUAGUCCUCACAGAGGAGAUUCAUCGCCAAAAACUGGUUCAGUACUUCACAAGGCUGCUCUCUUUGAAUCAAGCCCAACAAAGAAGAAUGUAAAGGACCCAACUGAACUGUCAGUAUCAGAAAGGCUUGCAUUGUUUGAACGCAACAAGGGCCAAGCUUUGGUCCCUAAGGCUGCAUUCUCAAUGCCUGUUCCAGCCAAAUAUCUCGCAGAUAGUAAUGCUGGAGAAAAAAAUAUGUCAAGUAAAAUUUCAUCUCCUGGGAGGGGGAACAGGAUGGUAGGCAGGCUAGUGAUGCAGUUGCAGGGAUCCUUUGCAUCUGGCAAUGAAGCAAAGGAAGUUUUGCCACCAGGACAGAGACUGAUGCAGGCUGAUAAAUCCAGUGUUGCCGAAAUGGCCCCUUCACCACCGACAUCUGGUGAGGGCUUGUCGGUAAAAUCCAGUAAGGCUUUGGCUCAGAUGUUUGAAUAUGGCAAUACAAUCACAUCAGAUAAUGUCAUCAUUAAGAGUGUGCAGUCUGAACGACAAAAGGAGAUGGACAUGCUGUUGAAUCGUUGGAACAAGAACAAGCAGUUGGCUUCUUCAGGAGACAGCAAUGUGAAUGCGGACAGUGAGAACAAUAGGACUGUUGAGAUGAAACAGGAAUCUUCUGGGCCUCCUCAUCCUCCGCGCUUACCGACAUCUACUGAUUUGUUGAUGGCACAGUCAAACAAAGGGGUUGCAGGGUUUUCAUCAUCAAAGACAGAUCAAGAUCCUCAUAUGUCUCCUUCAAGGCAGGCACCACAGAAAGAUUCGAAUGUACCAAAGCCGCCACCUCUACCAAAAAUUUAUGAAGCCCAGGAUAUUCAUCUGCAGUCUACAGGAUUGACAGAUGUGAAGCGAAUCAAGGUCAGCCCGCCUAAACCUGGCCGUUUGUAUCCUUGCCUGUCUGAUAUUGAAGCAACAGAGACAGAGAGUGAGAUGGCAGAUGAUCAAAGCAUUUCUGGUAUGAAUUCUAGUGGUGAGGAGAAUUUGGCGGAAAUUAGUUUUGGUCGUGCAAUCCUGAAGGCAGCAGGUAUAGACAUAACCUCUGAUUCUAUAAAUAAAGUUCACGAGUCCCAGAGAGAUAGUAGUGAUGAUGAAUCUGCUGUUCUGGAAGAGAUUGCUCAUUUCCUUGAAGAUUUAGGAUCUGAAUCUGAUUCAGAUACGUCUCCAUCACCAGUAAAGAAAACCAAGGAUAACCAUCUAUCUCCACAGAGAGACUGCAGUUCACAAACAAAGAAACGGUUGUAUUGUAGUCCAACCACUUCUCAGUCACAUAGUUUCAAAUAUUCGAAAGGUCCUUCAGUGCACAAACCGGAACCAGACUCGACUCCAAGGAAAGCCGAACACAUUCCUGCAUUUGUUGUUGAAGGCAAUGAACAGGCUCCACUGAUGCAUACUGUCAGCUUUUAUCGUCGGCAGCAGAAUAUGGCUGUGAAGGGAACCCCAGUUCGCCAGGUAGUGAGACGUCCUGAACCUGAACUUGAACCAGGAAAGGUCUUGAAUAAUGUAGAAGAUAAAGUGAUUGAGGGAGCCGUAAAAAAAAAACUAGCAAUGCUUGUGGAUGAGGUGUCAAAACAGGAGACAGUGAUAUCACAGGCUAGUCAGGCACUUAAUCUGUGCUGUUCAACGAUCGAGUUUUCAAACUUACUUGUUGCAACUCAUCGUCGGCAAGCUGCACUGCAUGAGAUACAACGGUUGAGGGUCGAGGGCAGCUUAAAGCCACAAGGCUCCAGCACUGAACUGACAGAACAGGGAUCUCUUGUCAUCACUAACCUAACAUUGCCCCUGAAGAAGAACUAUCUUCAUACAAUGGCUGCAGAUGAACGGUGCCACCAUUUUGUGUGUGUGGUGCGUGCUCAGGAACAAGUGGUGGCUUCACCAGUCCUAGCUGCCACAAGUGAGAACCUGCGCCGAGGAGGUGGCGCAGCUUUGGUAUUUCCUGGUUCACUGAGACUUGAUGGGCUGUACAGUGACUUUAAAGUGACUCUUGAAAUAUACAACUUGCAGACCAACAGAGAAGUACUCCCUCAUGACAUCAAAUAUCAUAUUUUUGGGAAGAAGGAUGGCAGUGGUAAUAAACUGCGCCUGACUCCGAAGAAGUUACUGAAACAAGAGUCUCGUAUGGUGAUGCCAACAGUACAUUCACCUGCUGGCCCAUCUGCCGUUCGCUCACCGGCAUUCCAGAUGUCAGGCUAUGUAGUAUUCUCAUUGCGAGAACUAAGACGUACCCAAUUCACUCUCAAUAAGGUAGCUUUUGCUUCCCCACUGGAAGGUAAUAUUAAGCUGCAACUCAGCUCAGAACUUCAGUUAGAUGUAGGAGAAAGGGGGUUUCUUACCAUGUUUGAGGAUCUGUCCGGAUUUGGCGCAUGGCAUCGGAGAUGGUGUCAACUUAAUGGUGCAACUCUUUCAUAUUGGAAAUAUCCGGACGAUGAGGAAAAGAAGGUACCAAUUGGACAAAUAGAUUUAAAUAUUUGUACUACAGAAGUUGUGGGUCCGGUACCACGUGAUAUUUGUGCACGACCACAUACUUUUUUGUUAGAGACAACAAGGCCAUCACAGCCUGAUGAUGAAGAUUCUUUGGUGCUAGUAAGAUGUGGCACAGACACUGUGAUUCGGCACCUGCUAUCAGCAGACACGCGGAAGGAUUUUGCCGUGUGGUGUGUGCAACUUAACAAGGCUCUGACUAUGUUGAGAACAUGGGGCAGUAAAUCUUCCAACUUCUGAUUUCUGGUGUUGCUUUGUGUUUGGUAGCUCCUGCCACCAGUUCUUGAAGUGUAUGAAGACUUUUCCUGGAUUGACUUUCUUAAAGAAGUAUAAUUUUCAAACAUACUUUUCACAUGUUUAUAAGAAAGUGAUUUUAUUUUGCUGAUGUAAUGUUUAGUAUCUAGAAAUGUUGCGUUAAUUUUUAAUGUUUUUUUCUUAUGUGGUGGGUUUGGGUCUUACUGACAUAACAUAAUUUAUAGAGCCACCUGAAGAUGAGCUUAUUUAUAGGUUUUAAAUUAAAGAUGUGCUACUAGUUUUGACUGCUGCAUGCAUACAAAGCUUCUUUCAUAUCAAAUUAUAAUGAAGAUUUAAUUAGUAUGUUUGCAUCUAAAUGUCCAUAAGUCUAAAUAUGUUGCAACACUUUUAAUGCUUGAAUGUGAUUAUUCAAAUUUUUCUACACUGUUAUAAAACUUGAAAUACUGUAGGUCUCUUAUCAGAACAAUAAUUGAAAGGAAGGUAGAUUUAAUUGAUAGAUCAUUUAAUGAAGAUAUAUAAAGUUCAGGGAAAUUAUCAGGGGCUGGUUGACUGGUACCAUACUUAUUUAACACUCAAAAAAAUUAAAGUUCAUAUAGACAUGUAGUUGGUAAUAGUGAUUUUUAGGAUAGUGGUGGAAUUCUGAACAUUAAAAAUAUGAUGGCAAAAGGUUUUCUUUCAGCUUGUAUAUUUUGGGCAGAAAUGAAUGUUUUAAAAUUUGUAAGAUGUGUAUAGGUAGACUUGUGUCUUUAUGCAGGUUGUGAUUGAAACAUCUAGAAAUAUUUAAUAUCCAGAACUCCACAAACUGUGUGGUCAUUGUCUCAGAGAAUUAUAUUUUUACAGUGCUAACAUUUCAUUAAAAAUCAGUUCCCCGAAUUUUACUAAUUUUUCUGUUCUUUUUAGCUGAAUAGCAGCAACAUAACUUACCACACUUUGACUCUACUAAUUAUUAUUAUUCAGUGUUCUGUCUGACGA
This is a messenger RNA of Zootermopsis nevadensis, 5073 nucleotides long. Its product is annotated as anillin-like. Gene Ontology annotation, cellular component: actomyosin contractile ring. Gene Ontology annotation, biological process: mitotic cytokinesis; actomyosin contractile ring assembly; septin ring organization. NCBI's taxonomy places the organism in Eukaryota, Metazoa, Arthropoda, Insecta, Blattodea, Termopsidae. The record is from RefSeq and is a predicted model, not a curated record.